Messenger RNA from Otolemur garnettii (small-eared galago), 2594 nucleotides. RefSeq names its product intraflagellar transport protein 140 homolog. Bases 7 to 2043 code for a protein of 678 amino acids. Gene Ontology annotation, cellular component: ciliary basal body; axoneme; intraciliary transport particle A. Gene Ontology annotation, molecular function: protein binding. The transcript is spliced from 12 exons. Gene Ontology annotation, biological process: intraciliary retrograde transport. Lineage: Eukaryota; Metazoa; Chordata; Mammalia; Primates; Galagidae. The record is from RefSeq and is a predicted model, not a curated record.
UGGGACAUGAAGCACUGGCCAGGAAGCUCAGGGAGCCCCUUCUCUGCCUGCAGUGAGGCUGUCUGGGAGAACAUGGCACGCAUGUGUGUGAAGACCCAGCGGCUGGACGUCGCCAAGGUGUGCUUGGGGAACAUGGGCCAUGCUCGCGGGGCCCGAGCAUUGCGGGAGGCAGAGCAGGAACCAGAGCUGGAGGCCAGAGUGGCCAUGCUGGCCAUACAACUGGGCAUGCUGGAGGAUGCUGAGGAACUAUAUAAGAAAUGCAAACGCUAUGAUCUUCUAAACAAGUUUUACCAGGCCUCGGACCAGUGGCAGAAAGCCGUAGAAAUUGCUGAGCUCCAUGACCGAGUUCACUUACGCACCACCUACUACAACUAUGCCAAGCACCUGGAGGCCAGCACUGACUGCGGGCUGGCACUUAGUUACUAUGAGAAGUCAGAUACCCACCGCUUUGAGGUACCCAGGAUGCUCUCAGAGGACCUGCAGUCCCUGGAGCUCUACAUCAACAAGAUGAAAGACAAGACCCUGUGGAGGUGGUGGGCCCAGUACUUGGAGAGUCAGGCAGAAAUGGAUACUGCACUGCACUACUAUGAACUGGCACAGGACUAUUUCUCCCUAGUCCGCAUCUACUGCUUCCAGGGCAACAUUCAGAAGGCAGCUGAAAUAGCCAAUGAGACUGGAAACUGGGCAGCGUCAUAUCACCUUGCCCGCCAGUACGAGAGCCAGGAGGAGGUGAAGCAGGCGGUGCACUUCUACACGCGGGCACAGGCCUUCAACAAUGCCAUCCGCCUGUGUAAGGAGAAUGGCUUAGAUGACCAGCUCAUGAACUUGGCCCUGCUAAGCUCACCAGAGGACAUGAUUGAGACAGCCAGAUACUAUGAGGAGAAGGGCGAACAAAUGGAUAGGGCAGUUAUGCUGUACCACAAGGCUGGCCACUUCUCCAAGGCCCUGGAGCUGGCCUUUGCUACCCAGCAGUUUGCAGCCUUGCAGCUCAUAGCAGAGGACCUGGAUGAGAAGUCAGAUCCUGCCCUGUUAGCCCGCUGUUCAGACUUCUUCAUUGAACACAGGCAGUACAAGAAGGCGGUGGAACUGCUGCUGGCUGCCAAGAAGUAUCAUGAAGCCCUGCAGCUGUGCCUGGAGCAGAACAUGACCAUCACAGAAGAGAUGGCCGAAAAGAUGACCGUUUCCAAAGACUCGAAGGACCUGUCUGAGGAGUCCCGUCGGGAGCUGCUGGAGCAGAUAGCAAACUGCUGCAUGCGCCAGGGCAGCUACCACCUAGCCACAAAGAAGUACACACAGGCUGGGAACAAGCUGAAGGCCAUGAGAGCCUUGCUCAAGUCAGGAGACACGGAGAAGAUUGUGUUCUUCGCAGGCGUCUCUAGACAGAAGGAAAUCUACAUCAUGGCUGCCAACUACCUGCAGUCCCUGGACUGGCGGAAGGAGCCAGAGAUCAUGAAGAACAUCAUCAGCUUCUACACCAAGGGGCGUGCCUUGGACCUGCUGGCAGGCUUUUAUGAUGCCUGUGCCCAGGUGGAGAUUGACGAAUACCAGAACUACAACAAAGCCCAUGGGGCACUGACUGAGGCCUACAAGUGCCUGGCCAAAGCCAAGGCCACAAGCCCCCUGGACCAAGAAACCAAGCUGGCUCAGCUGCAGAGCAAGAUGGCACUAGUGAAGAGGUUCAUCCAGGUCCGCAGGACGUACACGGAGGACCCCAAGGAAUCCAUCAAGCAAUGUGAACUGCUCCUCGAGGAGCCAGACCUGGACAGCACUAUCCGUGUGGGGGACGUCUACAGCUUCCUGGUGGAACACUACCUGCAGAUGGAGGAGCACCAGACGGCCUACAAGUACCUGGAGGAAAUGCGCAAGAGGAUCCCCUCCGCCAGCAUGUCCUAUUACGUAAGCCAGCACACUGCAGACCUUGUGCUCCAGGGUCUCGGCCUCCCUCUGACUCGUGCCUUGCCUGAGCGGACCCGCCACAACAGCAUGGAGGACCACAGAGAGGUGGACGAGGAGGUGGUAGAAGAGGUAGAAAAUGAUCCCUGAGGGGCCUAGGCCCCUGGCCAAUGUCCUGCUGCUGAAGUAUCUUCUGGAAUCUUCUAGUCACCAGUAGCAGCAAAGGCAGUAGUUCUGUUCAAAAAAAACCCCUUGAGCAUUGAAAGAGCAGAGCUGUAGGAAGACAUGGGCCCAGUCGCCAGGGCCUAAGAAGGAGUGUGCUCUGUCCCACCACAGUCCUUAUGCUCUGCAUGCUUCCCAUGUCUAGAGAUGAGGAAACGUGUUUGUAUUUUUAAACCAUCUCAAUCAUUCCUGCCUCUAUGUGCUCAGCAACUCAUGUGGAUUUUUGGAUUAGUUCCCUUAAAGGCAGUUAGAUUCAUCUUUCCCACAUUAUUCUCCCAAAUACAUACUGUAAAGUCUAAGAAACUUAAAGAACUUCAUGAACUGAGGCUGCAUCUGGGGAACUGAGGCACCUAUUACACUGUUCACUAUGCUCUUCUCUAAGCCCAUUCAGUGGUUACCUGACACUGCCCAAAGCAGGGUCCACCACAGCCAGGACCACCUGGGUCCUCCUCUGAUUCCAAUAAAAUUUAUUUUCUCAG